AUGGUGAAGUUACCUGAUCCGAGUGAGGAGCUAGUGAGGGCCGGCGCCGAACAAAGAUCCCCAUACAGUUGGAGAUACCCUAGAAAUAGAAGGCAACGUACGGCAUAUGAUACCGAACCGAAGGGGUUAAUUGAAUUGGAUCGAUUAGCUGUAAAAGCCGUCAAAUUAAUGGAAAAGUACUGCCCUGAGUCCGAAGCUAAUUACUAUAAAGUGAUGGACCUAUUAAGAUUACAGUAUAAUCUGUAUCAUAACUUUGAGGUACUAGCUAUGGUAACCUUACCUAGAAACAGAAGGCCGAGAAGGGAACCUGAGGGGUGGACUAAAUUAAACCGAUUAACUGAAAAAACCGUCCAAUCAAUGCAACGGCAGGGCGCUUGGCCCAGCUACCGUAGAGCCAUGGACUUAGUGAGAUUACGAUAUAAUCUGAACUUUAUUGUGGUUUGUGAGUAUUGUGGUGCGCUCCACGAGGUGGACGAACUUGCAGCUCCAGAAAGAUAA
Arctia plantaginis is the source of this 498-nucleotide messenger RNA. The record is from the annotation of a GenBank genome assembly. Lineage: Eukaryota; Metazoa; Arthropoda; Insecta; Lepidoptera; Erebidae.